CUUUGGACAUAACCCCUAUAUAACAUUCCAACUAGUAGUUCCGUUAUGUUGAGGAAGAUUCGUAGUUUUUCAACCUGUAACAACGGAAUUUGAUUUUCAGACUCAAUAAAUAUUUAUUUAAUUUUUAUAAAAUGCACAAAAAGACAGGUCGAUCUGUCGUGGAUAGUGUGACCAAAGAAGAUGUUAUCCAAGCUGUUUUAAUUGCUGAUUCCUAUAAUGAUGAUCUUUUCCCAGCAUAUCCAGUCCCAUGCCUCCUACCUAUUGUAAAUCUUCCUCUUUUGGAUUACACUUUACAAUGUUUGUCUUCAGCCCAUGUUCAAGAAGUCAUUAUUUUCUGUUCUGCCCAUGCAGACAGUUUAAAAGAAUAUUUAAAAGGCAAAUGUUGGGGACGAAUGUCUAUAAAUGUUGUUGUCUCAGAUGGCUGUAGAUCAUUAGGUGAUGCUAUGAGAGAUCUUGAUUCUAAAGCAUUGAUUAGAGGUGAUUUUAUUUUGUUAACUGGAAAUCUAAUAGGAAAUUUGAAAGUGUUACCAGCUCUUGAAAAACACAAAAAGAUUCAGAAAACAGACAAAGGGCUUGCUAUGACUCUGUUAUACAAAGAAUGUGGUAAAAAAUCAAGGACAGAAGAUGAUGAAGUUUUUUUAGCCAUUGACAAAAAUACAAGUCAGUUAUUAUUACAUCAGAGAUGUUCAAGAGAAGCUUCGAAAAUCAACUUACCUGUUGAGAAGUUAUUGGAGCACAAAUCAAUGGAUAUAAGGUGUGAUCUAAUGGAUACUAGGGUUGCCAUAUGUUCCUUAUCAGUACCUCCACUCUUCUCUGAUAAUUUUGAUUAUCAAACCAGAGAUGACUUUGUUCGUGGUCUGUUAAUGGAUGAAGAGAUUUUAGCAAGCUCAGUUUAUACUUAUAUUCUGCCUCCUACAGAAUAUGCCGCAAGUGUUACGUCCUGGCAAAAUUAUCAUUCUAUAAGCCAUGAUAUAAUCCAUAGGUGGACUUAUCCAUUGGUUCCCGAUAUGUUUCUUGACCAAUACUACUCAUACAGACGGAAUAAUAUUUAUGUACAGGAUAAUGUCACAUUAGCACAGGGCUGUUCUCUAGUUGAAGAUGUUGUGAUAGGUGGAGAGAGUGAUGUUGGCGAAAAUACUGUUAUUCAGUCUUCUAUUAUUGGAAAAAAUUGUAAAAUAUCUGAAAAAUCAUCAAUUAUAAAUUCCCACAUAUUGAACCGAGUUACUAUUGAGAAAGGAUGCAAAAUAGAUUACUGUGUUAUUGGUGAAGGGUGUAUCAUUAGAAAUGGCGCACAAUUGACCUCUUGUAUUAUCGGGCCUGGUGUUGUGAUUGGUCGAGACAAAGUUGUUGAAAAUAUGAGACUCCAGUCUGAGAGACCUUUAGGAGAAGAUGAAAAGGAAAAUUAUGGUCCUAAAGCUUUCGUUUACCAGAGUGAAGAAACAGAAGCAGGAUCGGAUUCGGACUCAGACAUUUAUCCUAUUGCUAAGAAAUACUAUGGAUUAAAAUUAGAAGCUAGAGCUGAUGAUAGUGACACUUGUUCAGAAAGUGAAGGACACAUUUCUGAUAAGGAAUCCCUUCUUCAAGAAGAUACAAAUGUUUUCUUCAGUGAAGUGGUCGAUUCCCUUCUUCGUGGAUAUGAAGACAAACUACCUUGUGAUAAUCUAGUUUUGGAAGUAAAUUCAUCAAGAUAUGCGUAUAAUGUUACUUUGAAUGAAGUAAACUAUUAUGUUGUCCGCGCAAUUCUAACUCUGCAAGAUGAAUUCAAAUGGGAUGGGAUUGCAGCUAAAUUAAAAUAUUUUAUGCCACUACUUGUAAAUUAUAUACGCAAUGAAGAGGCAAUGCUGGAUAGUUUAAAUGCCAUAGAGGAUGUAGCUGAAGUUCACAGUGAUUUUGAAGCUGUUAGCUUAAAGUUAAUCCAUUUAUUAUACAAUAAAGAUAUUCUUAGUGAAGAUGCCAUCUUGAAGUGGUACAAUGAACCUAGGAUGGAAAAUGAAGAAAGUAAACGACUCCGGAAAGUGGUUGAGCCAUUUAUUAAAUGGUUAAAAGAAGCAGACGAUGAAGAAUCAGAAUCAGAGUAAAAAUAUAUCUGAUUUUUGUUAUUUUUUAAAAAAUAAACACAAAAGACAACCA
Molecule: messenger RNA, 2130 nt
Organism: Nezara viridula (southern green stink bug)
Lineage: Eukaryota; Metazoa; Arthropoda; Insecta; Hemiptera; Pentatomidae
Source: the annotation of a GenBank genome assembly